AAGGAAAUGAAGAUGGGGAGACAGUUAUUGUUGAAAAAGACCAUUUUAUGGAUGACUUUUUCCAACAGGUUGAGGAACUUAGAAAUAAUAUAGCAAAAAUAGCACAAAAUGUGGAAGAAGUAAAAAAGCAGCACAGCAUUAUUCUGUCAGCACCAAAUCCUGAAGGAAGAACAAAGGAAGAACUUGAAGAAUUAAAUGAGGAAAUAAAGAAGAUUGCUAAUAAAAUCCGAGCCAGGUUAAAGGCUAUUGAACAAAGUUUUGAUCAGGGUGAAAAUGUUAAUCGAACAUCAGUGGACCUCAGGAUAAGGAAAACACAGCACUCUGUGCUAGCUCACAAGUUUGUGGAGGUCAUGACGGAAUACAACGAGACACAAACCCUGUUCCGAGAGCGCAGCAAAGGUCGGAUACAGAGACAAUUAGAGAUAACUGGAAAGACCACCACUGAUGAGGAACUGGAAGAAAUGUUAGAGACUGGUAAUCCUUCAAUUUUCACAUCUGAUAUUAUAUCAGACUCUCAAAUAACCAGGCAAGCUCUGAAUGAAAUUGAGUCACGUCACAAGGAUAUUAUGAAACUGGAAUCCAGCAUACGGGAACUGCAUGAAAUGUUUAUGGACAUGGCAAUGUUUGUUGAGACUCAGGGUGAAAUGAUCAACAACAUAGAAAAGAAUGUGAUGAAUGCAUCGGAUUAUGUGGAACAUGCAAAAGAAGAGACAAAAAAAGCAGUUCAAUAUCAAAGUAAAGCACGAAGGAAAAUGUGGAUAAUAAUCACUGUGUCAGUUGUGUUGAUUGCCAUAAUUGGCCUAAUUAUUGGCUUGUCUGUUGGUAUUCGGUGAUGCUUGGAUAACUUCAGCAUGCAUGACUUCCUGCCAGUGUGGCAAAACUGAUGUUCAUAAUUAUUUGUGUAACUGUAUUGCUUCUGAUACUUGGAAUUAUCCUAGCAACAACACUAUCAUAGCAAGCACAUUCCGAGACUGGUGAACCUUCAGAAACUCCAAAAUUCAUCUUCAGUAAAACCAAACCUUUUUUAAAGAAUGACACCUUACACUGUUUCAUGAUGAUGACCUGGCACUAAUGGUUAAAAAUGAAAAGAAAUCACUCUUAAUGUUUACUCAUAAAUGAAGAUCAGAAUGUAUUAGGAAAUGUAUGAAUUCUCAUCAUAUACUAUGCAUU
Messenger RNA from Chaetura pelagica (chimney swift), 1170 nucleotides. RefSeq names its product syntaxin 2 (gene STX2). The coding region runs from base 48 to 833 and encodes 261 amino acids. Lineage: Eukaryota; Metazoa; Chordata; Aves; Apodiformes; Apodidae. Gene Ontology annotation, biological process: intracellular protein transport; exocytosis; synaptic vesicle fusion to presynaptic active zone membrane. Gene Ontology annotation, molecular function: SNAP receptor activity; SNARE binding. The transcript is spliced from 10 exons. The record is from RefSeq and is a predicted model, not a curated record. Gene Ontology annotation, cellular component: endomembrane system; presynaptic active zone membrane; synaptic vesicle.